Penicillium chermesinum is the source of this 1326-nucleotide messenger RNA. RefSeq names its product UPF0075 domain protein. Bases 1 to 1326 code for a protein of 441 amino acids. Gene Ontology annotation, molecular function: ATP binding; phosphotransferase activity, alcohol group as acceptor. The transcript has 3 exons. The record is from RefSeq and is a predicted model, not a curated record. Gene Ontology annotation, biological process: amino sugar metabolic process; peptidoglycan turnover. Lineage: Eukaryota; Fungi; Ascomycota; Eurotiomycetes; Eurotiales; Aspergillaceae.
AUGGGCUCUGCAAGUGUUGAGAAUGGCAUUCCGCGCCAGGGCCUAGACAUGACUGUCCUAGGUCUGAACAGCGGCACGUCGAUGGACGGCAUUGACUGCGCGCUCUGCCGCUUCCGCCAGGAGACCCCCGAGUCACCUAUGCACUUCGAGCUGUUAAAGUAUGGCGAAAUUCCCCUAGAGCCUGUGAUCAAGAAGCGGGUAAUGAACAUGAUCUUGCACAAUAAGACUUCCCCCUCGGAAUUAUCAGAGGUGAAUGUCAUUCUGGGCGAGACAUUUGCCUCUGCGGUGCACCAGUUCUGCAAGGACUAUGGAGUCGACAUGAACUCUAUUGACGUUCUGGGUUCCCAUGGCCAGACCAUUUGGCUGCUCUCUAUGCCCGAGGAGGGCGAGACUAGAAGCGCCUUGACGAUGGCCGAAGGAACCUUUCUUUCUGCUCGAACCGGGAUUACCUCGGUCACAGACUUCCGUGUCAGUGAUCAAGCCGCUGGCCGCCAAGGUGCUCCCUUGAUUGCGUUCUUCGACGCUCUGGUGCUUCACCACCCCACUAAAUUGCGUGCCUGCCAGAACAUUGGAGGUAUUGCCAACGUCUGCUUCAUUCCUCCCGAUACCCACGGCGGUGUGGAUGAGUGUUAUGACUUCGAUACUGGCCCUGGUAAUGUCUUCAUUGACGCUGUGGUGCGUCACUACACCAACGGUGCGCGCGAGUAUGACAAAGAUGGUGAGAUGGGCGCUCGCGGCACUGUUGACCAAGAACUUGUGGACGACUUCUUACGUCACCCUUACUUCUCCUUGGACCCGCCCAAGACCACUGGCCGUGAAGUAUUCCGUGACACUCUCGCCCACGAUUUGAUUAAGAAGGCCGAAGCAAAGGGCCUUUCACCCGACGAUGUGGUGGCAACCAUCACUCGUGUCACCGCUCAGGCCAUCGUCGAUCACUACCGCCGUUAUGCUCCCAAGGAUCUUGAGAUUUCCGAAAUCUUCAUGUGCGGCGGGGGUGCUUACAACCCCAACAUCACCGCCUUCAUUCAGAAGCACUACCCUAACACACGCAUCAUGAUGCUGGACGAGGCUGGUAUUCCGGGUGGUGCCAAGGAGGCUAUCACAUUCGCGUGGCAAGGCAUGGAGGCCGUUGUUGGCCGAUCAAUCCCCGUGCCUACCCGCGUUGAGACUCGCCAGGAGUAUGUACUGGGUAAGGUGGCACCUGGUAAGAACUACCGCAAGAUUCUCCGACACGGCAUGCUCUUCGGUGGGCACCGGGACCACCUUCCACCGGUCAAAGAGCUGGUGAACUACGUCAAUGGCAAGGAGUUUAACAACAAGUGGUAG